Drosophila serrata is the source of this 366-nucleotide messenger RNA. RefSeq lists its product as uncharacterized. Lineage: Eukaryota; Metazoa; Arthropoda; Insecta; Diptera; Drosophilidae. The record is from RefSeq and is a predicted model, not a curated record.
AUGUCUCCCAAAACAAUCGCCGUGUGGAUUCUAGUUCUGUGGAUUAACUCUUUUGAGCUGACAGCUGUGUUGGGAGGCGGAUACCAGAUAAGUUUAUCGCAUCCUGAUGGAUCGGCCACUCGAAGGGAAUUGGUGGUAGUGGACCCAGAGGGAAAUGCCCAGAUCGAUGGCGAAAUCCGUCAGAUCUUUUCAGGCCCUCAUGAAGGUUCCUUAGUUGUCCUUUAUAAAACAGGACCCGAGGGAUAUAGGAUACGAUACACCUAUACGGCAGGCUCUGAGAAAUCCUUAACGCCGACUAUGGCUAAAAACGAUACUUUUUCGAUAAAAAGAAUUGGAGUAAAUGCGCUAAAGUCAUCUGUUGGUUGA